GCUAAUAGGACACUCAUUUUGGUUGCUGAUUCCCUAAUUUGCAUAUUAGUUCCAUGCUUUGCUUUGUUGUGUUCUGUGAAGGAACCUUCACCAUUAUUAUCGUGUUGAUGUCACCUAGUUCUACAUUCCGUACACUGUGAAUUUGAGGUGCUUUUGUAGAUUCUCCAUCACUUGGUGUCUGAAAGCUCAGCUAUCCAGUCCCUCUGAAAAGACAGUUGUUCACUUGUUCACUGCGUUCAGCAAAAUUGUUUAUUCAAACCUGUUCAAAACUCAAACAUGGAAGCCCACAUCAUUUUUCAACAAGUCCAAAAGAUGAGACCAUCCUGCUUCUCUGUAGAAGAGCAAUGUUGCUACAAAGCAGAGAAAAUGAUGCUGAGGCAGUUUAUGCUCUUGAAGCAGCGGGGGCAAGUUCCACGUUAUUUAUCUGUCAGAGACAUGAAGACCUGGCUGUUGAGAGGAAGAAGCUUCCUGGAGGAGUUUCUGGAAACAAAUGAGAGUACUGGGGAAAGGGACCUGUUCAUGGCUGAAUUGGCCUGGACAACAGCGAGGCACUUCUGUCUCGCUCAGAUGGAAGAAGAGCUCCUGGAGGAACUGAACAAAGAAAAGCAGCUUUCACAGCUGUUGAGCAGGGAGGUCACACUGGAGGGCCUUGAGAUGUUUGUCUCAGUCGUCCACCCAGCAGCAGAGGAGGAUGUAAAAACCUUCCUUCCAUCUAUGCACGCCAAACUGCUAAGAAUUUUCGGAGGCAUUCAGAUCAACAGCGGUCCACUCUCUGAAGGGGACACAAAACCAGCAGAGCUCUUGGAGCUUGAACAGAGUGCUGCGUCCCUGGUGCCAGAGGUGGUGGACAUUGCUCUCAAGUUCCUCCUGGAGGAACCAGAGCUAAAAGACAAAUGUAAACUUGCCAGUGCUGAGAUUGGCAAACUUCUGACUAACUCAGCAGCUCCUUGCCUUUCUCAGUUUGGAUCUGUGUCAAGAACUGUUGUGCUUAGCAUCUGCACUAGAGCUGCCCGAUCCAUUGUGAAAGCCAUCUUUGAGAGGUUCGACCAGCGCUCCAAGUCCUUCCACCAGAUGGACUAUGAUGAGAGUGAUUUCUCUGCCAGAUACGGUGCCAUCUUUGCUAUCCAGGAAAUGGUCAAAGAAAAGUACCUUCGGCUCUUCGCCUCAGAGGAGCAGGAAGGGGCACUUCUUGAGAAGAGAGAGGUUUCUCCACAAGUGCAUGAAAAUAUGGCCACUGCUCCAAACGAUGUGACCGAGGACACAGUCUUGGUCAAAUCGGGUACCAGUGUGGCUGUGUUAGUGACUGAUGAGCCGGAAGAACUGCAGCAGGAAGAUGUGAAGGAAUCGCACACAGAAGAAACCCUGGUUCAAGACACUGCCAUCCAGAACAUGGACCACGGAGUGCGAACAGAUACAUCCACCCACAGUCACGCUGGCCUCUGGAGUUCAGAGAGACUGGAUGACCAACUACUGGAGAAGAAGGAAACCUCCCAAGGAGUCCCUGGGGAUGAAGAGUUGGCCAUUAUGCAAUAUCAUUUGACUGAGGUAUCAUCGUCAGUCAAUCUGCAGGCCAAUGUGGCUGUCAACAUGAUCGAGGAGAUUCAAGGACUGCAGCGGGAAGAAGAAAAACAGAAAACCCUUGUCCAGCACUGUGAUAUGAAGAGAAAGAAGGGAGUGCGUGCCUUCUUCCGUGGUGUGUGGAAGAUGAUGACAUGCUGCUUUAGUGUAUCCACAAUGGACUAAAGCAUUGUGCAUGCACCUUGCUCCCUUCACCCUGUUCCCCUCAUCCCUGCUCCCCUCAUCCCUGCUUCCCUCAUCCCUGCUUCCCUCAUCCCUGCUUCCAUCAUCCCUGCUCCCCUCAUCCCUGCUUCCAUCAUCCCUGCUUCCCUCAUCCCUGCUUCCCUCAUCCCUGCUCCCCUCAUCCCUUCACCUCCUUCUCCCUUCUGGAUGCAGCUCAAGUUCAUCAAAUUGGUUACCAGAGCCAAUAUCUCCACUUGUUCAGUGGACCCCAUGCCUACUAUCAUGGUCAAGGCAUGCCUCUCUAACCUCUGUCCCAUCACGGUGGACAUCAUAAACACUUCUCUGGUAUCUGGCUCGGUACCCUCCUGCUUCAAAACAGCUGCCAUUACUCCUAUUCUCAAAAAGCCCAGUUUGGACCCGGAUGACCUCAACAACUACCGUCCGAUCUCCAACCUUCCCUUCAUGGUCUCAGUUUCCACUGUUAUGCUGAUGACACAGCUGUAUAUCAGCACCAAACCAUCCACUCAGCUUCCCCCUCUGUCACUUGUUAAAUGUCUGAAAUAAAAACCUGGAUGUCAUCCAAUCUACUCAAGCUGAAGAGCAGCAAAACGGAGCUAAUGGUAGUGGCUCCCAAGACGCUGCUCCUGAGGGUAGGUGAUCUACUCCUCAAAGUGGAUGGUUGCUCCAUCUCUCCAUCCCAAGAAGUCCGCAACCUUGGUGUCAUCUUGGACUCCACCCUUUCCUUCCAGUCACAUGUCAAAAUUAUUACCAAAUCUGCUUUCUACCACCUCAAAAACAUCUCCAGACUUUGAUCAUCACUCUCAGACUCUGUGGCAGAGUCUCUCAUCCAUGCUUUCAUCACCUCCCGCCUGGACUACUGUAACGGUGUCCUGUAUGGGGUACCCAGCAAGGUCCUGGACAGGCUACAAUAUGUCCAGAACUCGGCUGCCAGGGUUCUCACCCACACACACACACUAGGUCGUGGCAGCACAUCACCCCAAUCCUCACUCAGCUUCACUGGCUGCCGAUCAAAUUCCGCAUCACCUACAAAAUCCUACUCCUCACCUAUAAAUCUCUCCAUGCCACUGCCCCCCAGUACCUACUGGGCCUUCUCCACUCCUACUCCCCCUCACGGAACCUGCGGUCCCCCGACAAGGGCCUGCUCUCUGUCCCCCACACCAGACUGCGGACUUUUCGGGAUAGAGGCUUCAGUGUCGCAGCCCCCACCCUCUGGAAGUCCAUACCCACAGAGAUCCGAAAUGCUCCCUCUCUGGACACCUUCAAAAAACUCCUAAAAACCCAGCUGUUCACAAAUUCAACCCUGAAUGACCUUUUAUUGCUCUGUCUCUGCAAUUAUGUGUAAAGCGUCCGGGUCUUGUGAAAGGCGCUAUAUAAAUACAAG
Micropterus salmoides (largemouth bass) is the source of this 3142-nucleotide messenger RNA. RefSeq lists its product as uncharacterized. The record is from RefSeq and is a predicted model, not a curated record. The coding region runs from base 277 to 1743 and encodes 488 amino acids. The transcript has 4 exons. NCBI's taxonomy places the organism in Eukaryota, Metazoa, Chordata, Actinopteri, Centrarchiformes, Centrarchidae.